Molecule: messenger RNA, 597 nt
Organism: Papaver somniferum (opium poppy)
Lineage: Eukaryota; Viridiplantae; Streptophyta; Magnoliopsida; Ranunculales; Papaveraceae
Exons: 3
Coding region: 1-597 (198 amino acids)
Molecular function (GO): DNA-binding transcription factor activity, RNA polymerase II-specific
Source: RefSeq, a predicted model, not a curated record
AUGGAACAUCCAACAAGAUGUUGUUUAGCUGAAAAUACAUCCAUUGAAGAAGAUUUAGAGGUAACUGAAGAAAUUAUUCUAGAUGAAGAAAAGGCGGAUAAGACAGUUUUAGAUAUCGCUAACCAACAUAAUGUGGAGCAACUAGAACCUAUCGAUGUUGUUGCCUUCGAUUCUACUGAUUACUUUACUAUAAAUAAGACAUUUGACUCAAGAAAAGAAGUUAUAGAAGGUGUCUUCGGUAUACAAAAAAAUAUAGUUGUCGUGAUUGUGAAGACAGUGAAUAAGAAUGAAAAUCAAGGUGUCAAGGGCUUGUCCAUUGUAUUUGGGUGUGAGAAAGGUGGAAAGUAUAAGAAAGGAAAGCAAACAUCGAGUCCUUCUAAAUGUAGAAAAAGAACUGGCACAAAAAGAUGUAAAUGUCCAUUUAAGUUGAGGUCGACUUGCAUAACUGCUUCAAAAUGGAAUUUGGUUCUCAAAGUUGGACACCAUAACCAUCCUCAUCCUGAUGAACUUUUGGGUCAUGCAUUCGUUGGUAGAUUAACUAAAAAUGAAGAGAAAUAUGUUAUUUAUUUCCACGAACACGAUAUGCCACCUAGAUAG